Messenger RNA from Caenorhabditis sp. 36 PRJEB53466, 697 nucleotides. Lineage: Eukaryota; Metazoa; Nematoda; Chromadorea; Rhabditida; Rhabditidae. The record is from the annotation of a GenBank genome assembly.
AUGCUCGGACCCGCGAAAAGGACGGCUCGCUUCUCACUUCCACUGCCGUCGCCGUCUGCAAGACAGGAUAUAAAUAUGUCGCUCCCCGCUGCGACUCCUCCACCAAGAACUCCGUCGAGCCAGCAGAAAGACUCGCCGGCGUCCGAGGAUAAUCCGCCGCCCCCUGGAGCCGCCGAGAACAAUCAUCCAACAGGGCAGUCGUCCGAGGACACUCCGCCGCCGCCGGGAGCACCGACGGGACAGCAGCAAGGGUCGCCACCGUCGGAGGAUAUGCCGCCGCCCCGUUCCGAGGACGAGGAUCAAAUGAGAUCGUCCGGAAAUCUGCAACAGCCCCGGACGCGCAGCAGGAUCUGCCGCCAAGCACCGCUCCUGUUCAUUUGGUCCAGAACGCACCAUCGCUUCCAGGACCGCUCCAAAUUCCGGCUCCAACCCUGAGUGCGGCGCCGAUCGUCGCUAACGGAGUAAAGAGGAGACACGUGCCGAAGGAGAGCCACCGCACAGAGCCGAACGCCAAGAAGGCGAAAACAAAAGGAAUUGGCAGUGAUCAAGUUUACAUAGUUUUUUGCUGUCCGGCCACCGGACUUGUCGACUGCGGAAGCUGUGCUCGGUUGUCUCAAGGAAUGCGGGUAUGAAAAGUUUAUGAAGUUCUUUCACAAAAAAUGUUGUUUUUCAGAAUCAACACGAUCCCCGCGGAUAA